AUGAUCAACCCUGAUUACUCCGUUCUGAUUGUGGGCGCCGGUACCUUUGGUCUUUCCACAGCUCUACAACUACUUCGCAAAGGCCACAAAAACGUGACCCUCCUCGACCCGUAUGCCAUUCCAUCCCCUCUUGCUGCAGGCAAUGACAUAAAUAAAAUUUUCCAGUCAACUGUUAGUGACGAAUUUUACUCUGAACUAGCUUUGGAGGCUCUGGAAUUGUGGAGAUCUGAUCCCGUAUACGAGCCAGCGUUCCACGAAGUGGGAAUAGUGUACGGUGCUACAGGAGAUGCUGCUGUUGCUGAAAUCAAUCAACGCUACAGCCGUCUCAAUUCCAAAGGAGAAGAUAUUGACAGAUUGCAAACACCAGAGGAUUUUGCAAAGUUGAUUCAAUGGAAAGGAGAUUUUGCAGAUGAUUUCAAUUCCUUGGCUCUUGACUCGAGAUUCAAAUCUUGGAAGGGCUAUUUUCAAAAAAGUAAAUGUGGAUGGACAUUUGCAGCACUAGCUUUAAAUAACGCUUGGAAAGAAUGCGAACAGAAGGGAGCUCAGUUUGUUCAGGAUGCUGCCGUAGAAUUGCUCAUAGAAGGGUUCAAUUGUGUCGGAGUUCGCACAUUAUCGGGAUCAAUCUUGAAAGCUGACCGUGUCGUUAUAUGUGCUGGAGCAAAUUCAACAAAAUUACUCAAUUACAAAGGCCAACUACUAGCCAAAUGCUGGACUGUGGGUCACAUAAAGCUUACCUCAGAGGAGGCUAAAGCGCUAAGAAACUCUCCUGUUCUUUUGAACCUAGAUGAAGGGUUCCUCUUUGAGCCUGACGAAAAUGGGAUCCUAAAGUUUUGCAACGAGUUUCCAGGAUACAUAAAUCAAGAUGGAACUGAAAAUAUUUCGACGCCUCUUUAUCGAAACCAGAUCCCUGUCGAAGCCGAAAAGCAAAUGAGAGGGUUUCUGAGGCAGGUGUUUCCCCAAAUCAGCACGCGUCCCUUUGAUGCUGCCAAAAUUUGCUGGUGCACCGACACACCCGAUCGUCAUUUCUUAAUCUGUGAGCAUCCUAAUAUGAACGGCCUCAUAUUGGCAACUGGAGAUUCUGGACAAGGAUUCAAGUAUAUGCCCAUAAUUGGCCACUACAUAUCUGACCUCGUUAUGAAAGGAGAAUCGGGACUACCAGAAACCCAUCGCAAAGCAUGGAGCUGGAGACCAGAGACAGCCGAGGGGAGAGAUAUAUACAACCUUCAAGGGAGAUUUGGCGGUUCAAACAAAAUAAAGGAUCUGAAUGAGUUAAGCGAUUGGACAAACUAA
Ogataea parapolymorpha DL-1 is the source of this 1290-nucleotide messenger RNA. RefSeq names its product Glycine/D-amino acid oxidase. The record is from RefSeq and is a predicted model, not a curated record. The transcript has a single exon. NCBI's taxonomy places the organism in Eukaryota, Fungi, Ascomycota, Pichiomycetes, Pichiales, Pichiaceae. Bases 1 to 1290 code for a protein of 429 amino acids. Gene Ontology annotation, molecular function: saccharopine oxidase activity; sarcosine oxidase activity; flavin adenine dinucleotide binding.